AAUUUUUGUUUUAACUAAAGGAUGAUCUGAUCAUGGAAAAUAUGUUACAUCAGUUGAAUUUAUUUUGUCACCAAUGGUUGAUGUUACGUUAUUCUGAUUGCGUGACUUUUCAGUAUGAGAGGACCUGGUAUAUCGCCUCUCUCAGUUUCUAUGCACAAUGGCGCCCGGACUGUCUUGCGUGCUCUUACUAAUUGUUUUUAUGGCAUCAUGGCAGGAAAACUUAUUUGUAAAGUCUCUUGACAAUGGUCUAGCCUUAACACCACCAAUGGGAUGGAUGGACUGGGAGAGAUUCCGUUGUAACACAGACUGCAAAAAUGACCCUGACAACUGCAUUGGUGAAAAAUUAUUCAUGGAUAUGGCAUCUCGUAUGGCUGAAGAUGGUUUUAAGGAUGUUGGCUAUGAAUAUGUGUCUAUUGAUGAUUGUUGGAUGUCUCAUAACCGAACAGCUGACGGUCAACUCCAGCCUGAUCCUGCCAGAUUUCCGAGUGGAAUGAAAGCUCUGGCUGACUACAUUCAUUCUAAGGGAUUAAAGUUGGGAAUAUAUGCAGAUUAUGGAACAAAAACCUGUGCAGGAUACCCAGGAACCAUUGAUCACAUUCAACAAGACAUGGAUACAUUUGCUGGCUGGGGAGUUGACUACCUAAAGCUGGAUGGUUGUUAUAGUGACCCCGACAAAAUGGAUACAGGUUACCCAAUGGUCACCAAAGCCCUUAACAACACAGGCAGACCAAUAGUAUUUUCCUGCAGCUGGCCAGCCUAUCAAAGUGCAAAGAAAACCCCCAACUAUACAUGGAUAGCUGAAAACUGCAAUUUGUGGAGGAACUACGAUGACAUACAGGAUUCUUGGCAAAGUGUUACAUCAAUAGUUAAAUGGUAUGGUGACCAUCAAGAUGAAAUGAUCCCAGUUGCAGGGCCGGGAAACUGGAAUGACCCUGAUAUGCUCAUUAUUGGAGAUUUCAGUUUAAGUUUUGAACAGUCAAAGGCACAGUUUGCUCUGUGGUCUGUCAUGGCCAGCCCCUUUAUUAUGUCCACUGAUCUUCGUAACAUUGCACCAUGGGCAAAACAAAUCCUUCAAAACAGUGAUGUGAUAGCUGUCAAUCAGGACAAACUGGGGAGAAUGGGGAGGAGAGUUCUGCUGGAAGGAAAUAGAGAGAUCUGGGCGCGGCCCUUGUCUAAUGGAUCAGUUGCUGUGGUGUUAUUUUCACACUCGGAGUCUACCCCUGAAACUAUAGAAGCAAGUUUUAAAAUGGUUGGGUUAAGUGCCGAAAAAGCUGAGGCACGUGACCUGUUUGAACACAAGGAUCUUGGAACGUUCACAGGAAGCUUCCAUGCCAUUGUUAACCCAAGUGGGGUAGUAAUGGUCAUAUUAUCACCAGUGACGGUCUUGGAUGUCUAAUGAAAUUUGGCUGAACCUGCGAACACAACAAACUUUUACAGAUUACCUUUUUUGUUUGCUUGUUUUUAAUAUUUUAUUUUUGAAAGAGUGUAG
Molecule: messenger RNA, 1489 nt
Organism: Stylophora pistillata
Lineage: Eukaryota; Metazoa; Cnidaria; Anthozoa; Scleractinia; Pocilloporidae
Product: alpha-N-acetylgalactosaminidase
Biological process (GO): glycoside catabolic process; oligosaccharide metabolic process
Cellular component (GO): cytoplasm
Molecular function (GO): alpha-galactosidase activity
Source: RefSeq, a predicted model, not a curated record